Molecule: messenger RNA, 1558 nt
Organism: Melitaea cinxia (Glanville fritillary)
Lineage: Eukaryota; Metazoa; Arthropoda; Insecta; Lepidoptera; Nymphalidae
Product: RNA-binding protein NOB1
Exons: 1
Coding region: 127-1431 (434 amino acids)
Biological process (GO): ribosomal small subunit biogenesis; maturation of SSU-rRNA
Cellular component (GO): preribosome, small subunit precursor
Molecular function (GO): RNA endonuclease activity
Source: RefSeq, a predicted model, not a curated record
UGUCAAUUUGCUUUCGUCCAUGGAGCAUUUCUCUAUGCUCCAUGCUUUCGUCUUUCAGUUGCACGUGGACUGAGAAACUCAAAUAGUUUAAAUUUAAUUUUCAUGUGAUAAAAUAAACUUACAACGAUGUCGAAGAAAAUAAAACAUUUAGUUGUGGAUACGAACGCUUUUAUCAAAGCGGCUAAUUUACAGGAUAUCGCGGAAUCUAUAUACACAAUUCAAGAAGUUGUCGAUGAAAUUACUAAUGAUAGGCAGCGGCGAAAACUCGUGGUGUUACCUUACGAUUUGAAAGUUAAAGAUGUUUUCACGGAAAACAUUAAGUUUGUCACGGAUUUUUCGAAGAAAACUGGUGAUUAUACGAGUCUUUCGGCCACUGAUAUUAAAGUGAUAGCGUUGACAUAUCAAUUGGAGAAAGAAAUUAUCGGAUCAGAGCACCUGAAAACGGAUCCUACAAUGCAGAAGACCGUCAAAGUAUAUGGCGUACGCGACUCUAACACUAACACAACAAAUGACACAGUUCAAAAAGAAAAUCCCACAAACCCUACUACCGAUUGUAAGGUAGAAAACAGAGAAAAUAUCAGAGACAACACAGAUGAAACAGCAUCUAAUACAGAGGAAUCUAAUGAUAACAAUAUCAACGAAAAACCACAUGUGGAAGACAAUGAAAAUGACAUCAAUAACGUACUAGAUGAGGAAAUUGCAGAACAAAUAAAGAACAUGGACUUAAGAGAUGACAAAGAAGCGGACGAGUGUAUUGUAAAAGUAUCUGACGAAGAGUCUGACAGUGAAGAAAGUGAGACAGAGUCUGAUGACAGUGACGGAGGAGAAUGGAUCACACCUAGUAAUUAUAAAGAGAAGCAAAAAGAGAUAGAGCAAGGUGUGUUUGAGGAUAAAAAUGUUGAAGUAGCUUGCAUAACAUCAGACUUUGCUAUGCAAAAUGUACUGAAACAAAUUGGUUUAAACGUAACAUCGAGUGAUGGCAGAGUUAUUAAACAAAUCAGGACGUUUAUUUUCCGUUGCACUACUUGUUUCAAAACUACUAGUGUCAUGACCAAACUGUUUUGCCCCAAAUGUGGACAUGCGACGCUUAAAAAGGUAGCAGUAAGUGUAGAUGACGAGGGCAACCAACAUAUUCACAUUAACGGCAGAAAACCUCUGACAGCAAGAGGUAAAAGAUUCAGUUUACCCACUCCAAGAGGAGGACAGCAUUUCCAAUAUCCUAUACAAACCGAAGACCAACACAUACACAAGAGAUUUGCUACAAAAAUAGGUAGAAAUAAAACAAAUGCUCUUGAUCCGGAUUACACAGCGGGAUUUUCACCUUUUGUUAUGAGAGAUGUCAACUCAAAAUCUGCAGUUUUAGGUGUUCGGGCCAAUAGACAAGAUAUCAAGUACAUGAUGAAACAUUAUUCUAAGGGAAAGAAAAAAUGAUAUACUUUUGUAUUAAAAUUUGUAAAAUAUAUAUUAUCACAUAAGUAGUAACAUUUGUCUCACAAAGAAUAAAAUGGCACUGUAUAAAUACCAACUUUUGUGCUUUAAAUUAAAUUUAUAAUUAUUA